CUCCCCCGGCCUCCGGGAGCCGGGAACUUACUUCAUUUCCCUGGGCGGGCUCGCCCCCGCCCCUCCCCUCCGGGGCACCCCCUCUUCGGGGAAAGGCCGGGGCGGCCGCAGACACCUGGGGGCCAGGGGGGGUGGAGAGGAGGAACCCGGGUGUGUGUGUGCGGGGGGGUGCUCUGCAGCCACCGGGCCCCACGACACGUGAGGCUCAUGUGACGGAGCCGGGGGGGCGGGCACUCCCCCCGGGCCAGACGUGCCUGGAGUCACAGGGCGGAACGCGGCGCCGCCGCCCACCGCGCCCCAUUUAACCCAGCCCGCAGCCCCGCCGCCGGCCCGCGCCCGGAGAGCAGCCCAACCCGGAGCGCACCAGCCCGGAGAACAGCCCAGCCCGGCUGGAGAGCAACCCAGCCCGGAGCGCACCAGCCCGGCCCGAGAGCCACCCAGCCCGGCCGGAGAGCAGCCUAGCCCCGGAGCGCACCAACCCGGCCGGACAGCUGCCCGGCCCGGAGCGCACCAACGCGAAGCGCAGCCCCAGCCCGCCCGGAGAGCUCCAGCCCGGCCCAGACACAGCCUCCCCGCCCGGAGCGCACCAGCCUUCCCGCGAGCCAGGGCCGCAGCACCCCGCCAUGGAGCGCGUCCCCAGCGCGCAGCCCCCAGCCCGCCUGCCCCCCGCGGCACCCGCGCUGGAGCCGUCCGACUUGCAGGGGAUGGACUUGGCGCACAUGUACCAGGUGUACAAGUCCCGGCGGGGGCUCAAACGCGGCGAGGACAGCAAGCAGGAGACGUACAAACUACCGCACCGGCUCAUAGAGAAGAAGAGACGUGACCGGAUAAACGAGUGCAUCGCGCAGCUCAAGGACCUGCUCCCGGAGCACCUCAAACUUACAACUUUGGGCCACUUGGAGAAAGCUGUGGUCCUGGAGCUGACCCUGAAGCACGUGAAGGCGCUCACCAGCCUGAUCGAACAGCAGCAGCAGAAGAUCUUAGCCCUGCAGAGCGGUUUACAGACCGGUGAGCUGUCGGGCAGAGCCCAGGAGGCGGGCCAGGAGAUGUUCUGCUCAGGCUUCCAAACCUGUGCCCGCGAGGUGCUGCAGUACCUGGCCAAGCACGAGCACCCUCGGGACCUCAAGUCCUCACAGCUGGUGGCGCACCUACACCGGGCGGCCUCGGAACUGCUGCAGGGCGCCUCCUCCAGGAAGCCCUCUGAGACCGCCCCCGAGGACUUCAAGGAGCAACCUCCCGGCUCUGGGAAGAACUGCGUGCCUGUGAUCCGCCGGACAUUCGGGGCAUCCGGUGGGGAGCAGAGCGGCAGCGACACGGAUACGGACAGUGGCUACGGUGGGGAGUCGGAGAAGGGGGACCCACGGGGGGAGCCGCCCCAUUUUAAGCUGCCGGGUGCCAUCAAGCAGGAGUGUGAAGAGCCACCGCCCCCCAAGAAGAGCCGGCUGCGGCUACUUCCAGAGGACGAGGUCCUGUACCCCGGCAUGGAGCUGGGGGGCUCCCCGUUCCUGGGCCCGCACCCCCACCAACCCCCCUUCUGCCUUCCCUUCUGUCUCCUGCCGCCAUCGGCCACCGCCUGCUGGCCCAUGCUGGACAAGUACUGGUACCCCGCCUCUGUGCCCCUGCUGUACCCCGGCCUCGGCAGCUUCGUGAACCCCGAGAAGCUUCCAACGCCCCUGCUCACGGUGCCCCAAAGACUCCCAUCGCCCCUGCCGGGACACCCCACCGCCCUGGACUCCUCCGCCUUGCUCCAGGCCCUCAAGCAGGUGCCCCCCUUAAACCUGGAAACCAAAGACUAGACUCCAGAGGUGUGGGGGGACUGGCUUCCAGCACCGCCCCCCCCCACUUCUAGAGGGACGGAAUCAGAAAGGACAUCGCCAUGUGUGCGAAGGCAGGUGUGUUGGCACCUGAGCUCCAUGGCAUGGCAGGGACUUGGGGAAGCUGGUCACAGGCUCCACCCUGGGACACCCCCCCCACACCCACACACACACACACACACACACGCCUCCCGGUGACACAGUAUCAGCCGGGCUGAGUCAGUCUGCAGCGUCGGGGAGCUGGGCCUGGGGCCCUGGACACGAGGGACUUCUAAACUCGGGUUCGAGGGCCCUGCCCACAUGCCCUGCCCUGUCCGCUUUCCUGGGGGCUGUGACUCACCCGCAGCUGUUGCUGGGCUCUGAGCUGCCCGGCUCUGGGUAGUCGGGAGGUUCCCACGGCCCUGCCCCGCACGCUGCGGAGAGUCCAGUCCUUUCCUGGGGCUCUCUCUGAUGGCCCAGCACCCUGGCUUCCAGGGGGCUGGACCUGCCUUCCUGUGCCAACUCGCUGAAAGAGAAAGAGAGAGGAGGGUAGUGGGCAGCCUCAGUGCAAACCCUCAGCUUCCACAGGCAGAGCUGGGCUUCUUGUGGGGGUCCCUCCGGGAGCCCCCUUCCAUAGCUUAGUCACUUCCAGGCCUACCCGGCAUCCAGCACACAGCACCCACACUCUUCCUGCAGACAGAAUGCCGUCACUGUAGAGGAAGCCGCUUCCUCCAGACCGGUUUUAUUUGACAGUCACUUUCCGAGGCUCACACCCAGCACCCUGCUUCUCAGUCCCUGCAGCCACUCUCCCCCAUUUUUAUUUUGCUAUAAAGUUGCUGCCUUUAUUUGUAUUAAAAAGAAAGUAUGGUUAUAAAUAUAUAUAUUAUAUAAAUAUAUUGAAAAACAAAAGAGGAAA
This is a messenger RNA of Erinaceus europaeus (western European hedgehog), 2709 nucleotides long. RefSeq names its product basic helix-loop-helix family member e40 (gene BHLHE40). The record is from RefSeq and is a predicted model, not a curated record. NCBI's taxonomy places the organism in Eukaryota, Metazoa, Chordata, Mammalia, Eulipotyphla, Erinaceidae. The transcript is spliced from 5 exons. Gene Ontology annotation, molecular function: DNA-binding transcription factor activity, RNA polymerase II-specific; RNA polymerase II cis-regulatory region sequence-specific DNA binding; protein dimerization activity. Gene Ontology annotation, biological process: anterior/posterior pattern specification; regulation of neurogenesis; regulation of transcription by RNA polymerase II. Bases 624 to 1796 code for a protein of 390 amino acids. Gene Ontology annotation, cellular component: nucleus.